AUGGUGAUAAUUAAAGCAGAUGAUUUUGAAAAUUAUUAUAAAAUUUUGAAUGAUCUAGGUCGUGAUGAAUUUGCUGCGGUUAAACGUGUUAAAGAACUAAGUUCAGGUAUUGAUUAUGCUGCAAAAUUUAUUGGAAAAAAACGUGGUAUUGUCGGUAAACGUGGUCUUAAACGAGAAGAAAUAUUACGUGAAGCUGAAAUAUUAUCUCAGUUAAAUCAUCGAAAUAUUAUUACGUUACGUGAUGUCUUUGAAAAUAAACAUGAAAUUAUAUUAGUUCUCGAACUAGUUGGUGCCGAAGAAGAAGCCGUAUCAUUUAUAUUAAAAAUAUUAGAAAGUGUUCAUCAUAUGCAUGAAAAAAAACAUAUUGUUCAUCUUGAUUUGAAACCUGAAAAUGUUAUGUUAUUAGAAAAGAAUAAAAUACAUCUAAAAAUAAUUGAUUUUGGAAUUUCAGGACAAUUGAAACCGAAUGAACCAACCAAAGAAACAUUUGGAACACCAGAAUUUGUUGAUGGAGCAUCACCACUUUUGGAUAAUACCAAUCAAGAAACAUUUGCCAAUAUUAGUCAAGUUGAUUAUCGUUUUGAUGAAGAAUUUUUUUCACAUACCAAAGAUUUUAUUCAACGUCUAUUUAUUAAAAAUCCUAAGAGUGGCAUAUUGGGAACUACUUGCGGCUAUGGCCUAUAUAAAUAUUUAUAA
This is a messenger RNA of Didymodactylos carnosus, 696 nucleotides long. The record is from the annotation of a GenBank genome assembly. NCBI's taxonomy places the organism in Eukaryota, Metazoa, Rotifera, Eurotatoria, Philodinida, Philodinidae.